UUCAGAUCAGUUAGUAGUGUAGUAAAUACCACUUUGCCCUCUUCCUACCAACUAAGCCUGGAGCAUUGACGUUAGGGUGCCUUGUUUAUUCUAGUCAGGAAAGGGGCAAGAGGACCGGGAGGGAGGAGACCCAAAUCCUAGAUUUUACUACGAGCCAUUUUUGGAACGCUGUGGGCAAAUUCCUAAUUUAUUUUAUUUUUGAGAGAGGCCUAGCCUGGAACCUAAUAUGUAGACUAGGCUGGCUUCUGCCUCCCGAGCGCUGGGAUUAAAUGUACCACCACACUCAGUUUUUGGUUUUAAGACUCGGUUUUACUAGAUUGCUUUAGCUUCAAACUCUAUCCUUCUACCUCAGCCCCUGAGUAGCUGGAAUUACAGGCCUCGGUUUCUCUACAAGGCAGAGAACGAAGUACGACCUUUGCACCUUUCCCGUCUGUCCCUUCCAAACUUCACAGCUCCGUACUCAAUAAACAAAAGGUUCCCUUAUAAAACACUGCUCUUUAUUUUCCAUUAUGGCCUUCGAAAGGUGCAGUCUUUUCAACCUUGUUAGACCGAAGGGAAGCUCCGCCCUCGGGUCUCGGGUUCCCAGCGCGAGCAUCCUUUCACAGGUUCUCAUUGGUUACCUCCGGCCGAGCCCCCGUAGCCUUGGCAACAGCGCCCGCCCCGGAGCUGCCAGUCCAGGAUUGGUCCGUAGCUCCCAAGUUCAACAGCGAACUCCUUAGGCCUUUGGCCUGAGUCAUUGAGAAACUGGAGUGGUGGUUGGCGAUCCUGGACGUCAGUCAAUUGGAGGCGGACCCAAUGGGAGAAAUGGCUGCCGUGUCUGCCGGUGGGUGAGCGGUUUCAGCGGGGGAGGUGUGGAGCCGGGUUGCAGCGUUCAGGGCAUACAGCUCCCACCAGUGGGAGGUGGAUUUCGGCUCCGCUGGGCUUGAAAGCGAACCUCAGCCUUCCGCGUCCCACACCCGGGCUCAGGUCCAUCUGGAACAGUAUCUAAAACUGCAAUCUAACUUCAGGCAUCAAAUUCCGUGACACUUGAGAAAUGUAAUGUUUUCCUGACGGCAGUCCUGCAGAGGAAGCAUCCUAGUGUGGACCUUAGAGCCCUCCCUGCUCUUCCAUGGCCCUGACAAUGAUGAACGGACAUCUUGUUGAGGACUCGAGCCCACCAACGCUGCUGCACCAGGUUAGCAAGACUCCUCAGCUAGAUGCCUUCAGCUACCAAAGCUGCUUCAUGCAAGACCUCUUUGCUCAUUUCCCCGAGGUCUUAUUUAUACACCGGACCUAUAACCCAAGAGGCAAGGUGUUAUACACCUUCCUGGUAGAUGGACCCCGGGUACAGCUUGAGGGUCCUCUUGCCCGAGUAGUGUACUUUGCUAUCCCUACCAAUGAAGAUGCCAAAGGCCUGGCCCAGAUGUUCCAGGUGUUCAAAAAGUUUAACCCAGCCUGGGAACGAGUCUGCACCAUCCUGGUGGAUCCCCACUUCCUCCUGCUGCCCACCUUGACCAUGGAGUUCCCCACCGCUGAGGUCUUGCUCUCAGCCUUCCACAUUUGUAAGUUCCUCCAGGGUAAAUUCUAUCAGCUCUCCCUAGAGCAGCCGGUACAAAGUGUGCUUCUCUCCUCCCUGCAGAGCACAAUGUGCUCAGCCACAGCUGGCAACCUGAGGAAGCUGUACACGCUCCUGAGCGACUGCAUCCCCUCCACCAGGCUACCUGAGCUUCACUCACACUGGCUGCUCAAUGACCGCAUCUGGCUGGCCCACCGCUGGAGAAGCCGAGCCCAGAGCAACCGAUACUUCCAGAGCCUGGAGGUCACAGCCCACAUCCUCAGUCAGUUCUUUGGUACUACCCCAUUUGAGAAACAAGGCAUGGCCUCUGUGUUCCGAUACAUGCAGCAGAACCCUUCUGACAAUGCAAGCUUCAGCCUGACUGUGACUCCCGAAGACAAUCCCGCUCCUCCAGACACGAGCCCUGAAAGCCCCAGCACAGAGCAAUUGGUGGAAGCCCGUAUCCAACACUCCCUCAAUGCCAUCUGCACAGGGCCAGCCGCCCAGCUCUGCCUAGGUGAGCUCGCUGUGGUCCAAAAAUCCAUGCACCUCAUUGGCUCUGGCUCAGAAAAAGUGAACAUACAGAUUCUGGAGGAUACGCACAACGUACAGCUCCAGUCCCCAGCCAGCUGCAGCUGCUACUUUAAUCAAGCCUUCCACCUGCCCUGCCGCCACAUCCUAGCCAUGCUCAGUGCCCGCCACCAGGUGCUCCAGCCUGACAUGCUGCAGGCUCCCUGGACCUCAGGCUGUGCCACCAGUCUAGACAGCAUCCUGGGAAGCAAGUGGAGUGCCGCCCUGGAUAAACACCUGGCCGUGACUCUCCUCACUGAGGAGGUAGGCCGGCUCUUGCAGCACUGUAGCCAGGAGGAAUUCGAGCGUCGCUACAGCACCCUUCGAGAACUCGCCGACAGCUGGAUCGGCCCUUACGAGCAGGUCCAGCUCUGAUCACACAGACAUGCCCAAUCCUGGGCACUGAACCCAGAGCAGCACGUAUGUGAGGCAGACACCACCACGGCCUCUAUUUCUUAUUCUGAGGCAGCCAGCCUCACUAGGUUGCCUAGGCUGGCCUGAAGCUCAGUAUGUAGCUGAGACUGGUCUUGAACUCCUCCUGAUCCUCUGUCUCCCAAGGGCUGAGCACUGCCUCUUUUUAUUUUGAGAUACUUCACAAGGUUGCCCAGCCUAGUCGUGAACUCACUCUGUGGACAGGCUGGCUUUGACCUUAUGAGCCUCCUGAGUGAAUGGGAUUCCAGGCCUGUGUCACCAGGCCUGACUUUUGGUCAUGUUGCUGCCCUGAAGUGUUCAUGUACAUAUGUACCUUCAGAUCCUCCCCUCUGCACACAGCUGUGCUUCCUCCGGAAGUCCUCUGUUCUACUCCAGUCUUCGAUCUAGAAUGCGGCAAGCUCCAUAAAACAGCUGUCAGAAAAUGUUUUUUGGCUGGGCGGCUCGUGGCACACGCCUUUAAUCCCAGCAUUCAGGAGGCAGAGGCAGGCGGAUCUCCAUGAGCUCAAGGCCAGCUUGGUCUGCAGAGCAAGUUCUAGGACAGGCUCCAAAACUACAGAGAGAAACCCUGUCUCAAAAAACAAAACAAAACAACAACAACAAAAAACAAAAGAAGAAAAAAUGUUUUCUGUUAGGGGGUUAGUAGUAAAUAUUUGUGGGCUUUGACGGUCGAAUAUGGGCUUUGUUGUGCAUUCUGGCUUCAGAUUGACAACUUUUUCACAAAGAAAAAUAUAGCUCAAGAAACUUCUGUAAACAAGGGAUUCCUUGAGAGAGAUGGGGGUGAGGGGUGAUGAGGUUGAAGACUCAGUGUUGGUAACUACGGUAACUACUGCCCCAGUCAUGAGAUGGCUCACCUGAUGCCAGCUCUGGAACCUUCCCACAAAGGAAGAGGCUGCUACGGUGAGUCAACCAGGCUUCCCAGUUUUUCCCGACCCACCCUGGGAUCAAUAAAGUGAAUGUUGUAUCCCCA
This is a messenger RNA of Myodes glareolus (Bank vole), 3503 nucleotides long. It is a transcript of the gene Zswim1, whose product is annotated as zinc finger SWIM-type containing 1. Gene Ontology annotation, molecular function: zinc ion binding. NCBI's taxonomy places the organism in Eukaryota, Metazoa, Chordata, Mammalia, Rodentia, Cricetidae. The record is from RefSeq and is a predicted model, not a curated record.